Aspergillus homomorphus CBS 101889 is the source of this 2476-nucleotide messenger RNA. RefSeq lists its product as uncharacterized. The transcript is spliced from 3 exons. NCBI's taxonomy places the organism in Eukaryota, Fungi, Ascomycota, Eurotiomycetes, Eurotiales, Aspergillaceae. Bases 1 to 2139 code for a protein of 712 amino acids. The record is from RefSeq and is a predicted model, not a curated record.
AUGAAGAUGGAGGACUUUGUCUGCCCAUCCCUCACAUUUCAGCCCUCAUGUCCUCCACAUCUUACGCUCCCUCAGGACGCCAAGUUCGGAUUCACCCCGGUCAAAUCCCUCUCCCGAUCAGCUCCUCACGUUUGGGAUCGCAAACCAUCCACCUCGUUUCGCGCACGUGGCCGGUCGCGCAAAGUCUGGAAGCGCUUCCGCUCCUCGUUCAACAGCAUGAAAGCUCUGCAGCAGAUCACCGUCGGAGAGCGCCACACGAUCGACGAGGAGCUCCAGCUUGAGAUCAACAACGGCAGGAACCCGGGUCUCGUCCGCGGAGUUAAGCGCAGGUGCUCCGCGUGGGAUACGGAUGACCUCGCCAACGGAGACUCACGAGGGCGCUCGUUUCUGGAAACACAGUGGGAGUCUGAAUCGAAAGGGCGACGACGCAAACUGCCACUUGUUUAUAGCGACUUUGUGGAGCUUACGGAUGAACCGAUGGAGACGGACAGUCUGCAGCCACAUGACAUCCUCAGGGAUACCGGCCUCGAGCAGGACGCGUCCACGUUGGACCACGAGAACCUUAUUGUCAGCGCGCCGGACGAAUUAGCGCCGACCGACCUCCCGGAGACCCCUACGAAAUUGGUGCCCGGUGCGCCCUACCCCCGCAUGCUACCUGGCGACCCGGAAAGUUUGCCCGCCGGUUUGGACUGUGGCAUGACAAACAUAAAAGGACACGAGAUCGGUCAUGCAUCACCAUUUACUUUGUUCAGUCCGGUCGUCGGAUUGUCCACUCCUGAUACCCCGACUAUAAAAUCUGCGGAGGACGGCAGUGAUUAUGGUGAUGUCGCUGCUACAAUCGAGAAUGUCCUGCUGAGCGCGAAGAAGGUGGACUCGAACUCGGAGACCGCCGCUAUCAUCCCUGAUCUUACCGUCGAGCAGGAAUCGACCCUUGUGCGGUCGGCGCUACGCAGCUCCUUGGACGGAGAGGACGCCGAAUUGCUCAGCAACUUCCUGUUCAAGGCCCAGGCCAAGCGAGAAGCCAAAGCCGCUGCCGCUGUCGCCGAGGCCGAAGCUGCCGAGGCUGCAGAGAUGGUCGCGAAGAAGGCCGCGCUCGUCGAGAAGGAGGAUGAAGCUAAGAAGGUGCGGGAGUCGUCACCAGCCGAGCUACCUACUCCGCCGUCGCGUCGCGCCCUGGAGGAUCUCGACACCAACUCACCUUCCCCGCAGAAAUCACAACAAGUUUCGCCGGCCAAGCCUCGCGAGGACGAAGUUCAAGAGGCAGGCAGCCCGCGCCGUAGCACCCGCCCCCGUGCCCCGCCAUUACGCCCGUCCACCGUGGCGGCUGCGGUGCGCAGCACCUUCUCCCUCCGCCGCGCCAAGGGCAACGAGUUUGUAUUCCUCCAGCGGACCGAGGCUCAGGAAAUCGCGCUCGCCACGAAGCGCAACACGCGCCACAACAAGGGCAACUCGACGAUGCCAAAGCAGACACUGCAGGUGCUCGCCGAUCACAAAAGCGAUACCACCCCGAUCGGUGACGACAAAGCCGCUGCUGCUGCUCGCGUGGUCCGAGGAAGCACAAAGGCCAAGAAGCAUGUGUCAUGGAACAAUGAGCAACUCGUGCAGUUUGAGGGUGAAGACCCCAGCGCGACUGACCACAGACAUGACGUCGCUGGUGCUGCCGGUCGUGGGGAAAUGCAACGCAGCACGGACAAACUCUCCGACGCGAAAAGAAAGGCAGCCACUGGCCGCACGACCCGAUCGCAGUCGGGGCAGAGGACUGGUGUUUCGACGGGCCCCGACGCAGCGACUACUGCACCCGCUACUGCAACGCCGCGGGCGCGGCGCGUGCGCACAGCAUCCAAGCCCGAAAGCAAUUCCGUCGCUGCUCCUGCUGCUGCUCCUGCCCCCACCUCUUCUCCCACCUCCUCGUCUUCCUCUUCCGGUGUUGAAAGCCCACUCGGCCAGCGCAAGAAGUUGAUUCCCAAGUCCCCUCGCAAAGCGCCCGAGACCCCGUCGAAGGGGAGCACUAGUGUCACCGCCGGCACGACCAGCAGCAGCAGCAAGACAUCACUCCGCAGCAGUAGCACCAGGACGAGUUUGUUAAAGGUCAAUGCGGGCUCGACUCCGGUCGCGAGACGGAUUCGCUCUCGCUCGUGAGGGCUUCGAAGCGCGGUGGGGCUUAGAGUAUGGUUGUUUGAGUAUUUGUACAUAAUUGCAUGGAUGGUGUGGGUUUGUUUUACAGGGUUGCAUCGGUUAGGCGUUGGUAACUUUAUCUCAUUUCUUCGUUCAUUUAAGAACUUCCACUACUUACUUAUUGCAAAUUAUUUUGUUUGGGUUUCCUGGUGUUCGGCGUGUGGUGUAUGCUAAAGCUGAUGUUAGUGGGAUGGGAUGGUCGGAGUAUGUGCCUUAGGCCGCCAUGCUUUGCAUCUGUAGUUUUGAGCAUCAGUUGAGAUCUAAGACGGAGAUAUGAUGUGAUACAGUUCUUCACAGCGAG